CAAUGCGAGCGGGUCUUACAACUGUCACUCAGUACACGUUAGCGUUACGCGUAAUCAAAUUAUGGGUGGCACUGCUAGCUCUCCGAUCCCUGGUGGUGGAACAUCUGGGUAUCACGUCUUGCGGGUCCAGGAAGGCUCACCUGGUCACCAAGCUGGUUUGGAAGCAUUUUUUGAUUUUAUUGUGGCAAUAGGAGAUAAACGCCUGGAAGAAGAUAAUGACUGUAUCAAAGACUUGCUACAAGCUAAUAAAGACAGACCUGUUCGCUUAGUUGUCUAUUCAACCAAAUCACAAGCCUGUCGUGAAGUAACCUUGAUACCAAAUAAUCACUGGGGUGGUCAAGGUCUUAUGGGUGUUAGUAUUCGAUAUUGUUCAUUUGACAGAGCAAAUGAAAAUGUAUGGCAUGUGUUGGAUGUUGAGCCUAAAUCACCAGCAGAAAUGGCUGGUUUAAAACCAUAUACAGACUACAUUAUUGGUGCAAAUUCAGUUUUAAAUAGUAGAGAUGACUUUUUCGAUCUGAUUGAUGCUUCUGAUGGUCAUGUAAUUCAACUAUACGUCUACAAUUCCGAAUCAGAUUCAUGCCGUGAAAUACACCUGAAACCUGAUUCUAAUUGGGGUGGAAAUGGUUUACUCGGCUGUGAUAUUGGUUAUGGUUAUCUGCAUCGUAUCCCAACAACAGGAGCACCGCCUGUUCCUCCUCCACCACAGUCACAAAGUGAUACUGCACACCAGCCUCAAGAAUUCACAAAACCGCCGGUUGAAAACUCAAAUAUGCCAACAGUAUCAUCGGAACAGACUGUAAAUGGAGUUUCUGCUCCAUAUUGUCCUCCACCUCCUUAUUCGUCGUUUAACACUACAGCGUCGAAUACAUUUUCUGAGGUUCCAUUAGUUUCAACAAUAUCGUCUUCAUCAUCACCUCUCCCACCGCCAAUACAACCACAAUCACAGCCUACGGUCCAUCCAUUCCAAGCUCCCGUCAGCAGUACAAAUUAUUUCAACCAUUCCUAUGCUUCUGUGCCACCACCAUCAGCUUAUAUGCAAGCAUCAAAUAUUCCUCCUCCUGCACCUCUUCCUGCCGGGUUGACAAAUAUGUUCCCUAUGCAACCACCACCACCACCAGUAAGUUCAACUGGAGAACAACCUGCCUUCUCACCGGAGACACCACUGAUUUCUUUUGGACCCACAACAAAUGGUGAUAAUGCGCAGCAGCAGCAGUACAAUACACAAUUUAAUAUGCCGCAAAUGACAAGUGCUCGAUACUUUAAUCCUAUGAAUGAUAAUCUACCCUCGUCAACAGUAAUCUCACUACCUGGAAUGCCUCCAUUGGAUGUAAAAAUGCCCCCUUUAGAAAUCAACAACUGAUAAUGCUGUCUUAAUCUUUCUUCGAAUCCCAGCUCGUAAAGCCUAAAACAAAACUUGUUUGGAAAACUAUUUUAUUCUGAUUCAAGUGCUGUUGAACACAACACACACACAGAAGAAAAGAAACUUUUACCAAGUCAAUGACACAUUUAUUUACCUAGGUGUAUUGUGGUAUACCAUCCAUCUACUGGAAAAAAUGUGAUAAAAAAGUAGUAACUUAAGGAUUUUUUUUUAUUGUUCACUUGUAACUUCCUUUGUUUUGUUCUGACCGGUUGAUUUGUUUGUAAAUUUAUGCUUGUGUGUGCAGUCGAUUAGUGACGCAAUCAACACUAUGUGUUUUGUGAUACAUCACUUUGUUUCCCUUCCUUUUUAAAGUGCCUCUCAUUUCUCGGUGCUUUUUUAAACUGACGCACACUUAAGUUGAACACACAAACAUUUUUCCCUAUUAGGCACAUUUUAUUGUUGGUUGGGAUAGUGCUAGUUACUGAUUGUUGUCAUUUAUUAUUAUUAUUAUUUAAUAAUUUCUGUUCUUUUCUUCUUCUUCUUUACUUUGUGUAAUAUCGUUACUUCUGAUUUAUUUUGUAAGCAGUUAUAUCCCGUUUUAAUUAAUGCAUUGUUGUUAUACUCAGUUCAA
Molecule: messenger RNA, 1991 nt
Organism: Trichobilharzia szidati
Lineage: Eukaryota; Metazoa; Platyhelminthes; Trematoda; Strigeidida; Schistosomatidae
Source: the annotation of a GenBank genome assembly